Molecule: messenger RNA, 1101 nt
Organism: Pedinophyceae sp. YPF-701
Lineage: Eukaryota; Viridiplantae; Chlorophyta; Pedinophyceae
Source: the annotation of a GenBank genome assembly
AUGGGUGUCGGGUUCGUGGUCAUCACGCCCGUGCUGCUCGUCAAGGCGGACGGGGAUCCAGUCAGGGCGUACAAGCACUUCGCAGCGGACGUGGCGGUAGUCCCAGAGAGGCUGGCGUGGGCAGCAAGCGCUUCGACGAGCCGCGUCCUGGGGCUCAUACCGGCGCCGGUGAAGUCUUCCGCUCGAACUGCAGCACGCGCCGCCGUCGACGCAAUCCCCGACGCCGUGAAGGUCCCUGUGGUGCGCACGUACGCGAGGGGCGUGGACGUCCUGCACACGAAGAUGGUCCUGAACCACAAGCAGCUGAGGGGCGCCUGCGUGAGGUGGCUCGGGCCCGGGAUCGCGAAGCGCAUCGGCGCGUUCUUCCACAAGAAAGAAGGCGGCGCGGCGGCCUCGCCGGGGCUCUGCGGCCUCCUUCACACCAGCAAGCGCGUCUUCACUGCAAGCGAGCUGGCACAGCUCUCCUCGCGCGGGCAGUGCAUCCUGCUCGCGCUGGCGGGCCGCGUGUACGACGUCAGCGCGGGCGCGCGGCACUACGGGCCCGAGGGCGCGUACGCCGCGUUCGCAGGCCGGGACGCGUCGCGGGCGUUCGUCACGGGGGACUUUGUGCACGACCUGACGGACGACGUCUCCGGUCUGACCACGAGCGAGCUCGAGGGCCUGCACGGGUGGUCCCAGUUCUACGACGAGUCGGACUACCCCCUCGUCGGCGUGCUCGAGGGCCGCUUCUACGACGCGGAGGGGCGCCCCACCGGUCAGGCUGCGCUGCUGUCGGGGGCGGUGGAGGAGGGGCAGGCCAAGCGGGACCGCGUCGCCGCGCACCCGACGAGCCAGCUGCCGGGGUGCGCGAUGCGGUUUGAGGCCAACACCAACACGGUCACGUUCUGGUGCGAGGGCGACAGCGCCGCGUACCCGCGCGCGAUGGACAACCCUGACCCCGACAACGACAGAGAAGUGUGCAAGUGUUUGAAGGAGCCUGUUGUGGACGAAAAACACCGGCUGUACAAGGGCGCGGACGCGGAGGCCACCACCGUCGUGAUCGACGCGCCGCAGCCGGAGCGAGAUCCGUUCUCGUCCUCCGAAGACGGGUUCUCUCUGUGA